Nymphalis io (European peacock) is the source of this 1580-nucleotide messenger RNA. Its product is annotated as dipeptidase 1-like. The record is from RefSeq and is a predicted model, not a curated record. Gene Ontology annotation, molecular function: metallodipeptidase activity. NCBI's taxonomy places the organism in Eukaryota, Metazoa, Arthropoda, Insecta, Lepidoptera, Nymphalidae. Gene Ontology annotation, biological process: proteolysis. The transcript is spliced from 12 exons. Bases 28 to 1347 code for a protein of 439 amino acids.
AACUGGUGUGUUAAACACGCCAGACUCAUGUCGCUCGCGCAAACUAACGCUCGCAAACACGACCCUGGUCAACCACCGAGGAGGAUGAUUAAGUUACCUAACUUUUUAGUUGGAGUGAGAAUGGUGAACCGCAAUGAAAGAAGAGCCGUAGCCUGCGUCCUGUUGGCAGUGACGGCUGUCGUCGCGGCCGCAUCAUAUGACCGGGAACGACUCGAAAUUGCCAAGCAAAUUCUUGAAGAAGUCCCUCUUACAGACGGGCACAACGACUUACCAUGGAACAUUCGUAAGUUUCUGCGCAAUCAGAUCAACGAAUUCGAGCUGGACACUGACCUCACGCAGGUGGCGCCCUGGUCCAUUUCAAAAUAUUCCCAUACUGAUUUACCUCGUCUCAGGGAAGGCAUGGUAGGAGCUCAGUUUUGGUCUGCCUUUGUACCUUGCGCGACUCAGAACAAAGACGCGGUACAACUUACCUUGGAACAGAUUGAUGUUAUUCAACGCCUCGUUGAAAAGUACCCUCAACAUCUGCAACUCGCAACAUCUGUUACAGAUAUUCUUGAGGCUCACAGUGCUAGGCCUCGUAAGAUAGCUUCUCUCAUUGGCAUCGAAGGCGGUCAUUCCAUCGCUAACUCCCUUGGGAUUCUCCGGACUUACUAUACACUUGGAGUUCGCUACAUGACUUUGACCCACACCUGCAACACGCCGUGGGCCGAUUCCGCGAACGAACCUCCCGCUGUAAACGGACUGACUGAAUUCGGAGAGAAAGUAGUACGCGAAAUGAAUCGCCUUGGCAUGUUGAUUGAUUUGUCACAUGUGGGGGAGAACACGACACGUGCUGCGAUGCGACUUUCAAAGGCCCCCGUUAUCUUCAGCCACUCGUCCGUUUAUAAUCUGUGUCCCCAUAAGCGGAAUGUUCCCGACGAUAUCAUACAAGCACUGAAAGAAAAUGGCGGUCUUAUCAUGGUGAACUUCUUCCCAGAUUUUGUCAAGUGCUCUCCGAAUGCUACUUUGUCUGAUGUUGCUGAACAUUUCCAUUAUAUCAAGAGGAUGAUUGGGGCUGACUACGUGGGUGUUGGUGGUGACUUUGAUGGAGUUAACAGGGUUCCUCGUGGAUUGGAAGAUGUAUCAAGAUAUCCCGAAUUAUUUGCGGAGCUAUUGCGUAGUGGACAGUGGAGUGUUCAGGAACUGAAGAAUCUCGCCGGACUUAAUAUGAUGCGUGUAAUGCGACAGGUUGAAAAGAUACGUGACGACAUGCGCACUAAUGGGUCUGAACCUGAGGAACACCCUGAUUCUCCCAACGACAACGGCAACUGCACCAGCAACGCUUUCUACAUGGAAGAUGUUGUUUAAAUUCACUGGCGUAUUUACAUUCACUUGCAAAGAUCAAUCUAAAGCUACCAAAACAUUGGUUAAACCACUGCAAGGUUUUCUUUCAAUAAAGUAUUAUCAAUGUGCUAUCUCAUUUGAUAUCGACACAAAAACAAUUUUGGCAAAUGUAUGUAAAUAUCAACGAAUAUCGAUACGCAAUGGAAAAAAAAAGAGUCAUCGAUGUUUAUUAAUGGUAAUAAAUGUAUUUCAUAUAA